GUUCACCUUAGCAAGGCCAGGCUCUGCACCGGGGGACCCAGGGUGGCUGGCAGUGUGGGGUUAGAGGAAGGGCAGGAUGAGGGCAAAGAUUGCGGGUGAAGAUGGACAAGAAUUUAGAAGGUGCAGAGAGGGGCAGAAGGGCACCCGGGCUGCCUCAGACUGAAGUUCGCGGACCCAAGUUCACAGCCGGGCCCCAGGCUGGGGGCUCAGAGAGAAGGGACCUGAGCAUGAACAACCUCACGGAGCUGCAGCCUGGCCGCUUCCGCCACCUGCGCUUCCUGGAGGAGCUGCGUCUCUCGGGGAACCAUCUCUCACACAUCCCGGGAGGAGCGUUCUCUGGCCUCCACAGCCUGAAGAUCCUGAUGCUGCAGAACAACCAGCUGGGAGGCAUCCCUGCCGAGGCGCUGUGGCAGCUGCCGAGCCUGCAGUCUCUGCGCCUCGACGCCAACCUCAUUUCCCGAGUCCCAGAGAGGAGCUUCGAGGGGCUGUCCCGCCUCCGCCACCUGUGGCUAGAUGACAACGCCCUCACCGAGGUCCCCGUCAGGGCCCUCAACAACCUCCCCGCCCUGCAGGCCAUGACCCUGGCCCUCAACCGCAUCAGCUACGUCCCCGACUAUGCCUUCCAGAACCUCAGCAGCCUGGUGGUGCUGCAUCUACAUAACAACCGAAUCCAGCGCCUGGGGACCCACAGCUUUGAGGGGCUGCACAGUCUGGAGACGCUGGACCUGAACCACAACGAGCUGCACCAGUUCCCCGUCGCCGUCCGCACGCUGGGCAGGCUGCAGGAGCUGGGCUUCCACAACAACAACAUCAGGGCCGUGCCAGAGAGGGCCUUCGUGGGGAACCCCCUGCUGCAGGCCAUACACUUCUACGACAACCCGAUCCAGUCCGUGGGGAGGUCGGCGUUCCAGGACCUGCCGAAGCUGCACACGCUGUCCCUGAACGGAGCCACCGACAUCCAGGAGUUCCCAGACCUCAAAGGCACCACCAGCCUGGAGGCCCUGACCCUGACCCGCGCUGGCAUCCGGCUGCUCCCACCCGGGAUGUGCCAGCAGCUGCCCAGGCUCCGCAUCCUGGAACUGUCUCAUAACCGCAUCGAGGAGCUGCCCAGCCUGCACAGGUGCCGGAAGCUGGAGGAGAUAGGCCUCCAGCACAACCGCAUCUGGGAGGUCAGAGCCGACACCUUCCGCCAGUUGAGCUCCCUGCGGACCCUGGACCUGAGCUGGAACAUCAUCCGGUCCAUCCACCCGGAGGCCUUCUCCACCCUGCACUCCCUGGUCAAGCUGGACCUGAGAGACAACCAGCUGACCGCACUGCCCCUGGCUGGGCUGGGGGGCCUGGUGCACCUCAGACUCGGAGGGAACCCGGCUCUGUCUCAGACCUUCUCCAAGGACAGGCUCCCCAGACUGAGGAUCCUGGAGGCGCCCCACGCCUACCAGUGCUGUGCCUACGGCGGCCUCUGCACUGGCUUCUUCAAGGCCCCCGGGCCGUGGGAGGUGGACGACUUUCACCCGGACGACGAGGAAGCUCCCAAGAGUCCCCUGGGACUUCUCGCAGGACAAGCCGAGGGCCACUACGACCUGGACUUGGACGAGCUCCAGCUGCAGGUGGAGGACAGGAGGCCGCAGCCCAGCGUCCAGUGCAGCCCCGUUCCAGGCCCCUUCAAGCCCUGCGAGCACCUGUUUGAGAGCUGGGGCAUCCGCCUGGCCGUGUGGGCCGUGGCGGUGCUGUCGCUGCUCAGCAACUCGCUGGUGCUGCUGAGUGUCUUCGCGGGGGGGCCCGGCCCCCUGCCCCCAGUCAAGUUCCUGGUCGGUGCCAUCGCCGGGGCCAACACCGUGACUGGCGUGUCCUGCGGCCUCCUGGCCUCCGUGGACGCCCUGACCUUCGGCUGGUUCGCCGAGUACGGGGCUCGCUGGGAGUCGGGGCCAGGCUGUCGGGCUACGGGCUUCCUGGCGGUGCUCGGGUCGGAGGCCUCGGUGCUGCUGCUGACUCUGGCCGCCGUGCAGGGCAGCAUCUCCGCGCCCUGCGCCCGGGCUCGAGGGAAGGCGCCCGCCCUGGGCAGCGUGCGAGCCGGGGCGCUGGGCUGCCUGGCGCUGGCCGGGCUGGCGGCCGCCCUGCCCCUGACCUCGGUGGGGGACUACGGGGCCUCCCCACUCUGCCUGCCCUACACGCUGCCCGAGGGCCGGCCGGCCGCCCUGGGCUUCGCCGUGGCCCUGGUGAUGCUGCACUCCCUCUGCUUCCUGGUCGCGGCCUGUGCCCACAUCCGACUCUACUGCGAGCUGCCGAGGGGCGAGCUGGGGACGGCGUGGGACGGCGCCCUGGUGCGGCACGUGGCCUGGCUCAUCCUCGCCGACGGGCUGCUCCACUGCCCCGUGGCCUUCCUCAGCGUGGCCUCCAUGCUCGGCCUGGCGCCCGUCGCCCCCGAGGCCGUCAAGUCCGUCCUGCUGCUGGUGCUGCCGCUGCCCGCCUGCCUGAACCCCCUGCUCUACCUGCUCUCCAACCCCCGCUUCCGCGAGGACCUGGGGCGGCUCUGGCCCGGGGCGGGCGCCUCGCGGCCCCUGGUCUCAGCUGCUGCCAGCCACCUGCAGAAGAGCUCCUGCGACUCCACACAGGCCCUGGUGGCCUUUUCUGAUGUGGAUCUCAUUCUGGAAGCGUCUGAGGCUGGGUGCUCCCCCGGGCCAGAGACCUAUGGCUUCCCUGCAGUGGCCCUUGUCUCGCCGGGGGGCAGCAGGUUGGAAGGCGGCUGCUUUGUAGAGCCAGAGGGAACCCACUCUGGGAACCAGCAGCCCUCUAGGGGCAGGGAGCUGCUGCCGAGAGCAGAGGGGGCUGCGCCGGGUGGCGGGUGCUCGGCAGGGGGCAGGGGCGUCCAGUGCUCUGGCUCCGUCUUUGCCUCCCACGUGUAAAUGUCUCCCACCCUGCGUCCCGUCUGCUUCUCCCUCCCCUCCAUGGGCUGCUUGUGAAAUGAACACAGCCCACACUCAGCCCUGUCGUGCCCAGGAGGAGGGCCCCGGCUCUGGCUCCCUGGGCCCCAUGUCCAUCACCGGCGUGGGCUGUGUGGCCCGGUUUCCUCUGGGCUGUCCUUCGAGUGCUGCCCACUCACCUCUGCUUCAGGGAAGGGGCCCUCGUGGGGACAGGCCCGCAAGGGAUGGCCAAAGGCAUGUGGAUAUCUCCCCCACCACUCGUGGGUCGGACACAGCAUGUGCCCUGCGUCCCAUUAACCCAACAUGUGCCCAGCGGAGAUGCGUGGGGGACUACGGCACACAGGCUGCCCUCUCUGAGGGCCGCAGGCCACGCCCAUGCCACACAGGCUCUGACCACCCCUGCACAGGGGGCCCGUUGCCGCCAUCUCCCCCAGCUUCCCCAGCCGUUGGGUGCAGGGCUUGUCUGCCUGUUCAGUUUUCGUGGACGGCCGACCUCUCAGCGCUGCUCUCUCCCAGGGGCCCCACAAGGUGCCCUGAUCCCAGGGGCGCAACCUGAGUCAGGUGGGGACAUCAGCCAGCAGAGUUUGCACCUGCGAAGGACUGGGGUGCCGCCAUGUGUUGCCUCGUGCUGAAGCUGGGUCCUCCCUUCACAUCCUGGGCUCCACCUUCUCUGAGGGGGGUGGCCCUUAGCUAGAAAACUGGAGGGGCGUUUGUUGCAUGGGUGUGUUGUAGAAAGCAUGACAGAGACCGGGGGCCUGGGGACCCAGUAGGCCAGGACCCUUCUGCCUGGCCCGUCAUGCCUUCCCACCUUGCAGUUCGCUCGGUGCCUCUGAGCACCCCGGGGAGGCCCCUCCCCACCCAGACACACACACUGGGGACGAGGCAGUGGCAGCAGAACCACUCUGCAGACACACAAAGACAACCAGGAGGAUUCCUGUCCCGGGGCAUCCCGACAUUGGCCACAUCAGGACAGGGGCCUGGAAUCUGAGCGGGGGCAACAUGGCCCACUUCCCGAGUCUCCAGUCCUCAGCCAGCCCCCCAGCCCCUCAGCCCCCUUCCCAGGGCUCAGCUGUGAAGACCACCCUGAGACGGUCCUUGGGCUUCACAGCCUGGCUGUUCCGCGGUGCCCCCGCUGCUCCCAGACCGGGCGGGCGCUGACCCGAGUCCACAGUGUGCAUGGGCCACGCUGCCGAGACGUGGCUGAAACCAGGAGCAGAAUGGGUCCUUCCCUCUGUCCCAUCCGACCUGCUGAGGGGCCCGGACUCUCGCAGGCUCUGAAAUGGGUGUGCCGGCCUCGGGUCGGCCCUCUCCACAUGCACACGCUGCUUUGGUGGUGGGUCCUUCGGGAAUGCCAGGUGCACAUUAAGUGUGCUCUGGUUUGGGCACAGCGAACAGGCGACUCUUGGGUGGAGAGGUGCUCUCCAAGGUGCCCAGGGUUGAUAAAGUCGGUGUGACAUUGGCAGCCUUGACUUCUAGGAAGUCACCCAGACCCCACCCUUGGGGCUGGGAAGCCGUGGGGAGUGGGGUGUGGCCUGUAGGCCACGUGCAGGAGGUCCCGGAGUCAUGGACUGUCCAGGCAGGUGGCCGCUGCCAUGAAAGGGGCCAGUGCGCCUUGGCUGCCAUCUCUGGGGCGAGGCCAGAAUCGCAUCCCCGCGAGGACCCAAGCGGGCGCCCGGGCUGGCCCUGCUGGUCGGAAGAUGCGGGCAGAGCAGAGACAUCUUCCCCCAAAUCCUUUUCUUCGUCGGAAAACCUAGCAGACGUCAAGUGCACUUGCGUAAAAUAAGGCGGCGACGGGAAGUGUCUGGCUCUGACUCAGAAAGCGACUGGGCCACCCACCCCCCCGGGUCUCCAUGGUGAUCAGGAGACAGGGUCGGUUUUGUGUGACUUUGAUGAGACACUGAACCGCAAACCAAAUGAUUCAACGCCUAUAAGAGCAUUUUGUUGGGUCCACAAAAUCUCCCCAAACGGCGUCCUGCAGGGGAAGGACCUGUCGAAGGGCCGGGGCUCCGGGCACCUCGUCCCCUCCCAGAUCGGCCGGUGGAGAACUUCUUGAGGUCAAAAAACCAGGACUUUUGAAGUGCCCAGACACAGUGGAAGGAAACAGCCCCUGAACUUGGUGCUGAGAUUCCAGGACGAACAUGGCCUCCGGCUGGGCCUUCUCUCCGCCUCCUCCCCCACCUCCAGCUUCCCAGCCUCCUCCCCGACUUUGCUUUCCAGGAGGGGGCCAGGUUUAAGGAUUGGGGGGCGGGGUGCUGAUGACUCCGAGGGCCUGAGCGACUCGAGUGACGGAGGUGCCAGUGCUCCUUCCUUCCUGGCCCCCCCUGUAACUACCUCUGCUCUGGGGCGGCCACGGCCCCCACCCCACCCCCGUCACUCCUGGGUCGCGGUCCCCCCGUGUCUCGGCUGUGUGAGGUAUGAGAACCGUAAAGUGUAC
Molecule: messenger RNA, 5355 nt
Organism: Artibeus jamaicensis (Jamaican fruit-eating bat)
Lineage: Eukaryota; Metazoa; Chordata; Mammalia; Chiroptera; Phyllostomidae
Gene: LGR6
Product: leucine rich repeat containing G protein-coupled receptor 6
Exons: 18
Coding region: 102-2903 (933 amino acids)
Biological process (GO): G protein-coupled receptor signaling pathway
Cellular component (GO): membrane
Molecular function (GO): protein-hormone receptor activity; protein binding
Source: RefSeq, a predicted model, not a curated record